UUGGCGAUGGCGAACGCGUGCCUGCAGACGACCGGGUUCCUCCUGAGUUUUUUGGGGUGGAUCGGUCUGGUCGUUGCCACGGCCACCAGUGACUGGGUGGUGAGGUGUAAAUACGGCAUGAACACGUGUAAGAAGAUGGACGAGCUGGAGACCAAGGGCCUGUGGGAGCAGUGUGUGGUUUCUACUGCGCUGUACCACUGCUACUCUCUCAACCAGAUCCUGGAACUGCCCGUGUACAUCCAGACCUGUCGUGCGCUAAUGAUCACGGCAAGUAUCCUGGGUUUACCCGCCAUGGGGCUGGUGCUAUCAUCCAUGCCCUGCUUCCAGAUGGGAGAGGAAGCACAGAGCGACAAAAACAAGCGGUCGGUCAUUGGAGGGAUUCUGGUGCUCGUACUGGCUGUCUGUGCCCUGGUCUCCACCGUCUGGUUCCCGGUCGGCGCUCACCGUGAGUUGGGUUUGAUGUCGUUCGGGUUCUCUCUGUACUCCGGCUGGCUGGGCGCCACCUUCUCCCUGCUGGGCGGCUCCAUCCUCACCUGCUGCUCCGUGGACUCCGCCCGUUCCUAUCACCAUAGCAACCGAUACUCCUAUUACUCCAAACAGGGCCCCCCCAGCAACCCCACACCCACCGGCACCGUCACCAACCACGCCAAAACCGCCCACGUCUGAUCCUGAGGCUCUCGGCCAUCUCGAAUGAUUCUGUACUGGA
Molecule: messenger RNA, 706 nt
Organism: Trichomycterus rosablanca
Lineage: Eukaryota; Metazoa; Chordata; Actinopteri; Siluriformes; Trichomycteridae
Gene: cldn11a
Product: claudin 11a
Exons: 3
Coding region: 7-666 (219 amino acids)
Biological process (GO): bicellular tight junction assembly; cell adhesion
Cellular component (GO): plasma membrane; bicellular tight junction
Molecular function (GO): structural molecule activity
Source: RefSeq, a predicted model, not a curated record